GUGCUGCAUUCAAUGAUGCCACUCCGCCGGAAGAGAUCGGGAGGCAGGUGUGGGAGAACUGCCGCCAACAGAUGCGGCGUGCUGGCGCGGACAACAUCACCACCGGUGUGUCCAGGCUGCGUGUGGGGAGCGACAUGGAUGCGGACGACAACCGUCGGGCGAGUGGGGAUGACUCUCCGGAUUCCCGUUACGAAGACGACGCGGAAGAUGCUGAGGGGCUGGAGAUCCGACCCGUGGCUGCGCGCGGUGGGCGGAGGGGAGGAGUCGGACGUCAACAGAGGGCCGCUUCGUGUGGUGGUCGAGGAUCGAAUGCUCCUGUGGGAGACAAGGGCGGCAAGCACCAAGCUUGGAGUGUGGAGGAGAUGCUGAAGCUCGCUCGAGCGAAGCGGGAUCAACAAGCUCAUUUCGAGGGAAUGCCGCACAACUACGGCCGCAUGCGCAACAGGGAGUGGAAGCUACAGGACCUGCAAACGCGGCUGGCGGAGGUGGGAGUGAACAAGACAACGAACGACAUCAGCAAGAAGUGGGAUAACGUCUUCCAGCAGUACAAGAAGGUGCAGCGUUACCAGAACAUGUCCGUGGGGAAGAACUUCUUCAUAUUGACUCCUGCAAUGAGGACGGAGGAGGGCUUCAACUUCUGAAUGGAUGAGCGAGUGUACAACGAGAUCGACAACAUGUCGCAAAAUAACAAAACCAUCUACCCGGA
Messenger RNA from Chara braunii, 706 nucleotides. The record is from the annotation of a GenBank genome assembly. Lineage: Eukaryota; Viridiplantae; Streptophyta; Charophyceae; Charales; Characeae.